Molecule: messenger RNA, 603 nt
Organism: Didymella exigua CBS 183.55
Lineage: Eukaryota; Fungi; Ascomycota; Dothideomycetes; Pleosporales; Didymellaceae
Product: CENP-B protein
Exons: 1
Cellular component (GO): nucleus
Molecular function (GO): DNA binding
Source: RefSeq, a predicted model, not a curated record
AUGGAUGAGACUGGCGUCGCACUUGGUGUAUGUACUAACCACCAAGUCCUUGCGGAUGCGCGUAAAAAGAAGGCUUACAAAGGCUCACCAGAAUCGCGCGAGUGGGUCUCUAUUAUAGAGUGUAUUAACGCUGUUGGCACAAAGCUGCAGUGCCUCGUCAUCUUCAAAGGCGUACACCUCCAAACCACGUGGAUUCCCUCAAUCAAUACACCAGACUGGCUAUACACAACCUCAACGAAUGGGUGGACUUCAAACGCUAUAGGUUUAGAGUGGUUACGGCGUAUUUUUAUACCAAAUACCUCACCAUCACAGAGCGGCCACUGGCUGCUUAUUCUUGAUGGCCACAGCUCCCAUAUCCCUAUUGACUUCAUGUGGGAGUGCAGAGAGAAUAAGAUACACCUUCUCUACCUACCUGCACACUCAUCACACCUUCUUCAGCCGCUAGACCUUGCUGCUUUCUCAGUACUAAAGUCGCGCUAUCGCCAGGAGAUCAGCGCGCUCUCUGCGCUUGAUGACGCAGCACCAGUUAAGAAAGAGCGCUUUGUUGUCUGCUACAACAAAGCGCGAGAGGAGAGCUUCAAUAAGAGAGUAAUUAGAGCCAGC